Symbiodinium sp. CCMP2592 is the source of this 381-nucleotide messenger RNA. NCBI's taxonomy places the organism in Eukaryota, Dinophyceae, Suessiales, Symbiodiniaceae. The record is from the annotation of a GenBank genome assembly.
AUGCCGCCAACCGCCUGUGCAUGGGAACUCUGGGACCAAAGCCGGCCUCCAGGAGGGCUUUCCAGGCACACUUCUGUCGGGAUGCCCACGGUCUUCGAGGCCUUCCAUCGUCACGAGUUUGUUGCAGCCUCAGCGCCGGCGAAGAUCCGGACGCUGCCAACACCGCUGCCUGCACUCCAGACACCGCUCGACGAGGAGGAGAUGGCUGCCUCCCGGCCGAGGGUUCAGGAGCUUCCACCAGAAGAGAUGCCAAAGGUUCGCACCAUCGACGAGGAGGAUGACCUUCGCUUUAAGGACAGCGAAGAAGAUCCGCAAAUUGCGCGGCUGGGGACGACGUCACAUGGCGAUGUGUGUGUGUGUGUGUGUAUAGUGUGCGUAUAG